Messenger RNA from Sphenostylis stenocarpa, 372 nucleotides. The record is from the annotation of a GenBank genome assembly. NCBI's taxonomy places the organism in Eukaryota, Viridiplantae, Streptophyta, Magnoliopsida, Fabales, Fabaceae.
AUGACCUUGGCAAUUGGUUUAGUGGGGGCUCUCCUAACAGGAGAUUGGUCUUUUGUUUUUUGUGAGGGUUCACCUGGGACUGAUGAUGACUCUGAUGCUGACUCUGACGCAAGCGUCAGCCAAGAGCUGCCGAGCCCUUCUCGCCCGGGACCCGCCGCUCCGGCCCCUACUACUUCUGCUGCUCAUCCCCUCGAGCCAGCAACUCCUCAAGCCCCUGAGCCCUCGGCCCUAGAACAAAGGACGAACUCCUCCUGGAGAAUGUGGAGCAACGCAAGGGGGCUCUCGGAGAGGGCCAAAAGGUCUCCGACGUUCGACACGCAGUUGAACGGGACUUUUGUGUCCACACUCCAGGAGACCAAUUCAAUUUCAUAA